This is a messenger RNA of Portunus trituberculatus (swimming crab), 2172 nucleotides long. RefSeq lists its product as uncharacterized. The transcript is spliced from 6 exons. Gene Ontology annotation, molecular function: single-stranded DNA binding; ATP hydrolysis activity. Gene Ontology annotation, cellular component: condensed nuclear chromosome. Gene Ontology annotation, biological process: resolution of meiotic recombination intermediates. Lineage: Eukaryota; Metazoa; Arthropoda; Malacostraca; Decapoda; Portunidae. The coding region runs from base 124 to 1578 and encodes 484 amino acids. The record is from RefSeq and is a predicted model, not a curated record.
CCUGCUAGCUUACAAUCUCCACCAGGUGGGAGAGUUGGUACGGAACCUGUGUGAGGCAACAGAGCCUCGUCACCAGUGUGGAACCCAGAGGAGUGGAAUACCCGUCCUUGGCUAACUUCUCAAAUGAGUUCACAUGAGCGUCUCUUGCUGUCACUCCCAUGCAUAAAUUCCAUCUCUGCUCAGGUGAUUCUGACAGCCAUGAAAUUACUCCAGGUGUUAGAAUCAUCAUUCCCUCAGCUAAGAAACACACUGCCUUGGAUACCAAACAAAGUCGUUAUGAUGCUUUUCAAGUUUGUACAUGGUGAACAAGUGACUGACAUUAAAAUUGGAAGGCACUAUUGUGGAAGCUGUAAAGUAUUAUUAGAUCAGAAAGACAAUAAUAUCCAACAUAAACCAAAGAUGGUGGAAGGUGCAGAUCAAAGUGAAAUCAAAGAUCCAGAUUUCCUUAAUCACUCCAUUUUCAACCCUGAAAAAGGUCAUAUGAAUAAAACAGCUUGUACGCAUCUGGAAGAUGAAAUAGUGAAUUGUUGUGAUGAAGAAGAAAAACUGGUGCCCUCCUUUCCUUCCGACUCCUUACCAGACAAAGUUUCCUUGUUUAGUAAUGUAAAUUGGGAAGGCCCAUCUAGUGCAGUGGUCUCUGCUGACCCAUACUUGGAUAUAAACAAAAUUCCAGUUGUUCCUUCCAAAAAACACAUUAAAAACUGCAGUACUACUCAUACUGAAACAAACACUUCGGCUGCUAGUACAAGCAGAUAUAGUUCUUCAUAUCCCAAUGAAUCAUGUGAAUCAAUCUCUGGAUCAUCAGGUUUAUAUACAGUCUUAGGUGCUGACCUCAAAAACCCAUCAAAAGAUCUGUUCAGUCCCUACAAAUACUUGAAUUUUAUGGAACAUGACAAGAGGACUGAUGCACAGUUACCACAACAGUAUCAGCCAGAUCAAUACCAACAGCCACCAUCACCACCACCACAAUAUAUGCAACCAUUACAACAGUAUCAUCAGAUUCCACAAUCUCGACAAACCUGGCAUCCUUCUCCACAAUUUUUACAGAAACAAGAAUGCCAUGAUUCCAGGAGGGAUGGACACAUUCAUAUAGUAUCCCCUUAUUUUCCUACCUUCCAUGAUUUUCAAAUUAAUUCUCAGCAAUCAGAAACACUACCUCAACAGUGCUAUCACCAGAAACAACCUCAACCUUUAACUACUCAUUUUCAGCCUCAGACUAAGAGUGAGGCCUUAAGACCUGCAACAUUACUGCAUCCCAACAAUAGUAAAAGUUAUCCUGUGCCUAUGCCAAACACUCAGCAGUAUCAACAAGGAUGUCUGCAACAGUUGUGCAGUAAUAAGACCUUUGACACGGUUGCACCACAUCAGUGGCACGAUGUUAUAAAUGAAUCAGUGUCUCCUCAACUACCUGUUCAACAGUCAGAGGUAGACUAUGACUUUUCAAACACCUGCAACUAUUCAACAAAUCAGGCUAAAAGUAUAAGGCCAUGGAACAGGUCUUCAGAGGACAAAAGACUUCUUUACCAGAAGGUCCCAGGCUGGGGUAGCCAAACCAAAUUAGUUUUCAACACAGAUUAAAUUCAAUAUUAUGAGUUUGAGCUUAUUGUAAGAAAAGAAUUAGUUAUAUUGAUAAUUGUUUCAUAAAUGAAUAGCGGCUUACAGUGCAAUACUAAAAACUGUUACAGAUAACAGGACUGGCACAAUCCAGGAAUGAAGAAGAAUGCCAUGCAAGUUUUUAAUAUUACUACACCAGUGUCAUAUCUGGUAUAAGCACAAGGACAACCACAAUCAAGAAAGGAAAUGCAAAAAUGUUCUUUUACAUUGCAACAUUAAAAUUUUUCUACUUUUUAAGUGACACUUAGAUUCCCCAUUAUACUUGCUUUUCUGUCAAUAUUUCUAUCAUUAAGUCAUCUCACUAGCAAGGAAGAAGUGAUUCAGUACAACCACCAUAACAAUGUUGUGUUAAUUUGUCAUAAAAUUAGGCUAGGAGAACCACAUUUCAUUUUACUCAUAUGUAGAAUCAUCUAAAGGAUAGAUCAUUAACUGAAGGAUGUAUGUACAAGUUUCAUGGAUAUGUCAAUUAAAAUGUCUCAAAUUUUAAGAUAGUGUGACACAGCCAUGUGCUGCUGUAAAUAAAAGUUUGUUUUACAAUUAAAAGAAAACCAUAUCAAA